CAGACGGGGGAAUGGUUUCAUCUCUUUUUCUGAUCUUGUCAUUGUUCUUUUCAUCAGGUAUUAAAAGAGCCAGGCCUGCGGCUUUGUACAUCCUCUUGGACCCCUACAUAAGUUCAACCAAGACAUACUACUGGUACCUAGGUACCUAGCUUCCAACAGUCUGGACCGUCACAAUGUCGACGAAUACCACCGCGCAACUCAACGGCCAGGAGGGAAGCGUCGGCUCCUCACGGGGCAAGGCUCCCGACGGCGGCGAGACUCAAAUUGGUUUCCGACCACAAACCAACAUGAGCGUGCAGCCUCCACGACAGGAAGAUUUACAGAAGAGCUAUGCAAGCAUUGUUGGAGACGAAGCCAACCCCAAGGGCUGGUAUGGCACUAUGGUUAACGCCUUCGGCUCUGUCAUCGGAACGCUGGGUGCCUUCCCCUGCUGCAUCUGCUGCCCCAACCCGUACAAGAACGUGCAACAGGGUAACGUCGGCCUCGUCACCAAGUUCGGUCGCUUCUACAAGGCCGUCGACCCGGGCCUGGUCAAGAUCAACCCCUUGUCGGAGCGCCUGGUCCAGGUCGACGUCAAGAUCCAGAUCGUCGAGGUCCCCAAGCAGGUCUGCAUGACCAAGGACAACGUGACGCUGCACCUGACUUCCGUCAUCUACUACCACAUCGUCUCGCCCCACAAGGCCGCGUUCGGCAUCGCCAACGUCCGCCAGGCCCUCGUCGAGCGCACCCAGACCACCCUCCGCCACGUCGUCGGCGCUCGCGUCCUCCAGGACGUCAUUGAGCGCCGCGAGGAGGUCGCCCAGAGCAUCGGCGAGAUCAUCGAGGACGUCGCUGCCGGCUGGGGUGUUCAGGUCGAGAGCAUGUUGAUCAAGGACAUCAUCUUCAGCCAGGAGCUUCAGGAGUCGCUCUCCAUGGCCGCCCAGAGCAAGCGCAUCGGCGAGAGCAAGAUCAUCGCCGCCAAGGCCGAAGUUGAAAGCGCUAAGCUCAUGCGUCGCGCGGCUGAUGUGCUUUCAUCUGGACCGGCGAUGCAGAUAAGAUACCUCGAAGCAAUGCAGGCGAUGGCGAAGAGUGCGAACAGCAAAGUUAUUUUCCUUCCCGCGACGAACCAGACUAUUCCAGACAUCAACCCUAACCCGAACCUGAACCCUAACCCCGACUAUAAUGGUGAGGGUGGUAGCAGCCCCUUCCAUUUUGGUGAUACUCAGGACCCUGGUUACCAGCAGGCACUGCAGGCGCGCAUGGUUGAGAACAUUUAAAUCCCCCUUUAGCCCUCUCUCUUCUUACCUCUUUCACCCGGGUAACCCUCUCUUUUUUUCUUUUGCGCUUUGAACUGCUGUUCCUCGACACCAAUACCCCUGCGAGUUAUGAGUUUGUCUUCUUUUUCCUUGCUUUAUGAAUUGGUGUUUUUUUGAUAACUUAUAUCAACUGACUUACGGGAGGGGCGUGUGGCAAUAAUGAUACCCAGAUACCCCUUGGAAGGCAGAGGUGAAAGUUGGGGGGGGGGGGGGGGGGGGCAAUGGUACGAAGUAACCGGUUGAAAAAACAUGAGCUGAGGUAACCCGCAUACAGUCGUCACUUAAUCUAUUAGUAGUUGCUUGUUCAAAUUCAAGUUCUUGUUUUGG
Molecule: messenger RNA, 1622 nt
Organism: Pyricularia oryzae 70-15
Lineage: Eukaryota; Fungi; Ascomycota; Sordariomycetes; Magnaporthales; Pyriculariaceae
Product: erythrocyte band 7 integral membrane protein
Exons: 2
Coding region: 174-1256 (360 amino acids)
Cellular component (GO): plasma membrane
Source: RefSeq, a predicted model, not a curated record